This is a messenger RNA of Aptenodytes forsteri (emperor penguin), 1042 nucleotides long. RefSeq names its product galactose mutarotase (gene GALM). The coding region runs from base 1 to 1035 and encodes 344 amino acids. Gene Ontology annotation, biological process: glucose metabolic process; beta-D-galactose catabolic process via UDP-galactose, Leloir pathway. The transcript is spliced from 7 exons. NCBI's taxonomy places the organism in Eukaryota, Metazoa, Chordata, Aves, Sphenisciformes, Spheniscidae. The record is from RefSeq and is a predicted model, not a curated record. Gene Ontology annotation, molecular function: carbohydrate binding; aldose 1-epimerase activity.
AUGACAGAAGUGAAGAGAGAGGUGUUCGGGCAGAUGCCCCGGGCGGAAGGAGGAGGAGUGGUGGAAAAGUUCGUCUUAAAGUCAGACAGCGUGAAAGUGGAGAUCCUGUCCUUAGGGUGCAUAAUCGCCGCUCUGGAGACAAAAGGCAGGGAUGGGGAGUUUUCAGAUGUUGUCCUAGGCUUUGACACUUUGGAAGGUUACAUGAGGGAGCACCCCUACUUCGGCGCCACUGUGGGGCGUGUGGCCAACAGGAUUGCGAAGGGGAGGUUCACUGUGGACGGGAAGGAGUAUCAGCUGUUCCUCAACAAUGGGCCCAACAGCCUGCAUGGAGGAGCCAGGGGAUUUGACAAGGUUCUCUGGAGCCCCCAGGUCCUCCCAAAUGGCGUCUGUUUCUUCCGGCUCAGCCCCGACGGUGAGGAAGGCUACCCUGGUGACCUGAAAGUCUGGGUGACCUACACGCUCAGCGGUGGGGAGCUGGCCAUCAACUAUCGAGCCCAGACCAGCAAGACGACACCCAUCAACCUGACAAACCAUGCGUACUUCAACCUCGCAGGGCAGGGCUCACAGGAUAUCUACAACCAUGAAAUUUCUAUUGAAGCAGAUUCCUACCUGCCUGUGGACGAGACCAAGAUCCCUACUGGGGAGGUGGCCGCCGUGCAGGGCACCAGCUUCGAUCUCCGGCAGCCCGUGGAGCUGGGGAAGCACUUGCAGAAGUUUCACCUGGAUGGUUUCGACCACAACUUCUGCCUGCAGCAGGCGCAGGCUCGACGCCUCGUGGCCAGGGCUCGCCACCCACCCAGUGGCAGGGCCAUGGAAGUUCACACCACCCAGCCUGGCAUCCAGUUUUACACUGGAAACAACCUGGAUGGCUCCUUGAGGGGCAAAGGCGCUGUUGCAUACCCUAAGCACUCGGCUUUCUGCCUGGAAACCCAGAACUGGCCUGAUGCUGUCAACAAGCCCCACUUCCCCAGCGCCCUACUCCGGCCAGGAGAGGAAUACAACCACACCACAUGGCUUGUGUUCAACGCCGCUUAAGGAAAGG